UACCCCUUCAACACAUAGUUGAUCCUGUUCUGGCUGUCGCCUGUUUUUGGUUCCUUUAUCGUCGUAACUAACUAUCGAUGUGUGUAAAACCACCCAAACCCCAAACCUAAAAUCAUGUAGUUGAUUCUGAUACGAUUCCUGGACUGAACUAUUCUUCCGCCCCAGUAUUGAUACACAUCACAGAUAACACUCGGCACGAUUCAUAGCAAUACUGAAGGCUAGUACAGAACAUCCGCUCCACAUAACAUUUCCAGGUUUUCCAAUCAAAUAUUUAAUGAUAUACCCACCUCUUGAUACAGUAUACAAACGCAAAGAGUUGUUGGGUUAAAAGUAGUCAUGCUUCAAUCGAGAACAGAGAAGGCGGGUACCUAUCGGAUGACGAAAAGGACCGGCGAACAGCAUAUCGGAAAAUUCCAGAUCUCGCUCAUUGCAAAUCCAUGAUAGGAGAUUUGUCGGAAAGCUCCACCCAAAAACAAAUGUUUGAAUAUUGAUGCCGCACAUGACUGACUGUUGCCUGCUAGCUGAAUAUCAGAUCCCCUAGGUGUUUGGUCUGUAUGUGACAUAUAACCAUUUCGUUUGUUGUGAUCCCCGUAAUCUAUGAGGUGGAUCUCAACUUUUUGGUGUCGACUUCAAUUCCCAACCUAGAAAAAAACAUCACUAAAACCGUCAUUUGAUUCUGUUGACAUUCGCGAGGUCGCUGAGUGGGUUGUAGAUGAGUGGGUCAGUGCGGAGGGGUGAGUGGGGGGCGAAAACAUCAUACCCGUGAAACCCUAAGCCCACAUAUCUGCAUGACACUGAUUCAUCAACCACAGCACCAAUGAUCAUCAAAACAGAAUGUCCUAUAGAAUUUGGCGUGAAGAACAAUCUCCUGUUGUUAGAUUUGCAUUAUACGGCGUCGUUGUUGAAAAAUCAUUCAGUUACGAGACUAUGUGGAUGUUUGACUCCGGGAGACCCCUGGGGCUCCUUAACAUGCUUGUUCUUGCAGUGA
Periconia digitata is the source of this 988-nucleotide messenger RNA. NCBI's taxonomy places the organism in Eukaryota, Fungi, Ascomycota, Dothideomycetes, Pleosporales, Periconiaceae. The record is from the annotation of a GenBank genome assembly.